Messenger RNA from Malania oleifera, 1231 nucleotides. RefSeq lists its product as uncharacterized. The transcript is spliced from 4 exons. The coding region runs from base 97 to 738 and encodes 213 amino acids. The record is from RefSeq and is a predicted model, not a curated record. NCBI's taxonomy places the organism in Eukaryota, Viridiplantae, Streptophyta, Magnoliopsida, Santalales, Ximeniaceae.
UAUACGACCGCCCCUUUUACUAAAAUCGAAGGCGCCCAUAUCACAAAAGAUAUACAUUGGUGACCAGAGAGAAGGCCCAAGGCAUAAGGAUCAGAAAUGGCGUGCAGAACCGUGCUCCGCACCGUUUUCCUGUCCGAGCCCUGGCGGCCCUUGAAUCGUUCUCAGAGUUCCGCAUCUUCGUCCUUCAGGAUCCGCCGAUCUUCGGCGCCCCGGUUGUGCAGCGGAUGUCGGAUCAUUAGGGUUCCGGACAUUGACUGCGCGCGGCGAGUUCAUGUUAAUUGCUCUAAUGGCGAAAACGUGCCCCCUUCUCCUUCUCAGGAAGACCAAGGUCCUCCGCAGGAAGCUGUUCUCAAGGCCAUUUCAGAAGUGUCAAAGACAGAGGGGAGAGUUGGACAAACCACCAAUGUAGUAAUUGGGGGUACUGUUACAGAUGACUCCACCAAUGAAUGGCUCACUCUCGAUCAGAAGGUGAACUCAUACCCAACAGUCAGGGGGUUUACUGCAAUUGGAACUGGAGGUGAUGAUUUUGUGCAAGCUAUGGUUGUAGCAGUUGAAUCUGUAAUUCAACAGCCUAUCCCUGAGGGCCGUGUGAGGCAGAAAUUAUCUUCAAGAGGCAAAUAUGUUUCUGUGAAUAUUGGACCUGUUCAAGUAGUGUCCAGUGAGCAGGUCUCUCUCUCUCUCUCUCUCUCUCUCUCACACACACACACACACACACACACAGGCUGGUUUAUCAGAUAGAAAAAUUGAUUUGUGUAUUCCUUGCCUCUCUCUCUGCCUCUUGUGGAACUUUUGUUUCUAGGGGAUUUUUUUUGGGGGGGGUGGGGGGCGCGUUGUUUAACUCUACUAGGCUCAAACAUGAAGUUAACCAGAUUCUUGUAGAUGUUAUGGUGGCACUGAUUAAAAAACCCUCCUGCAUGUGUUUAUAACCAGCCAGACAAUGAAUAUCUGCUAACAUUCAAUUUCCUUGUGGCUCACAGGUCCAAGCUGUGUACAAUGCAAUGAGGAGAGAUGACCGAAUGAAGUACUUUUUGUAGUGUAAAUUCAUCCACUCAGCCAUCAUAUUUUUGUAUAGAAUUCUUCUAAUCAUAUUAGGGCAGGAUAAUUGCUGUUUCCUCCUCCCUUUGGAUCUUUAAUGUCAUGUUUGGUUUUGCAGAAUAGAAUAGAGUAGAAAAGGGAAUGGAAUGGAAAUUUGAAUGAAGAGUAUAAUGAAAUCAAAUGAUUAAUUCGACCC